AUGGACCACGCAGCGAUGGGACACGGCGACAUGGGACACGGCGGCAUGGGACACGGCGGCAUGGAUAUGGGGGAUAUGUGCAAUAUGAACAUGCUGUUUACCUGGGACACGACGAACCUCUGCCUCGUCUUCCGCUGGUGGCACAUCCGCAGCACCGGCGGACUGCUGAUCUCCCUCCUCGCCGUCGUCGGCCUCACCGCGUUCUACGAAGCCAUCCGAUCCGCAUCACGCAGGUACGAGAACAUCGUCGCUCGCAAGACCGGGGAGGCGCCUCCUGAGAAUAUACCCGUGCUUUCCCGCCGUGAAGAAGAUGUUGAAGCUGUUACUGAGAGGACGCCAUUCCUGUGGACAGGACGCAAUCAGGUCGAGGUUAACCGGCAGGCGCAUGUGAUCAAAGCCCUGCUCUACGCGCUGCAGACUUUCUACGCUUUUAUGUUGAUGUUAUUGUUCAUGACUUAUAAUGGAUGGGUGAUGGCUGCCAUGGCGGUGGGAUCAUUCGUGGGAUACCUGGUGUUUGGGAACAAUACGAGUGCGACGAAGGACACGGCUUGCCAUUGA
Messenger RNA from Drepanopeziza brunnea f. sp. 'multigermtubi' MB_m1, 558 nucleotides. The record is from RefSeq and is a predicted model, not a curated record. NCBI's taxonomy places the organism in Eukaryota, Fungi, Ascomycota, Leotiomycetes, Helotiales, Drepanopezizaceae.